Caenorhabditis sp. 36 PRJEB53466 is the source of this 453-nucleotide messenger RNA. Lineage: Eukaryota; Metazoa; Nematoda; Chromadorea; Rhabditida; Rhabditidae. The record is from the annotation of a GenBank genome assembly.
AUGAAUGCCUAUUCUAGCGAUCAGUUUGUUAUACAGGACGCAUUCCCUGCCGAGUUCAUAUCUAAUUCCGUUCAACAUGGAUUAGCUGGCGUGAGUUUAAUUUCUUUGGUGCCUCAUUUUUUAUAUUGCUGCUACACGGCUAUAACUUUAGAAAAUAAAGAGUUUUAUCAAGUAUUUUCAAGGUACCGAUGUGGGCAAUAUGGUCAUUUGUCAUCUGCGCUAUACUGAUAAUUGCCGUUCUUCUUUUGGAUUAUUGUGUGAUAAGGCGGAAUGCUUUGGGAAACACGUGCUGCUCAAAAACUCGCCAAAAACGUGGAACAACAAACGCGGCUCAUCAGAAAAGAUCUACAAACAUGCUACUCAAUGUAUAAUAAAAGACUGUCGAGAAAAAUCACAACUCGCAACUUCCAGAAAUUGAAUCGCAAUAUGGCUUUAACAGAUCAAGACGUAUAG